AUGGCCCUCACUCGCUACAUGGAUCGAUCCACCGUCACUUUCAUCACUCUCACUGCCUUCUCUUUUACCACCAGACUGAUAUCGACGGCCAUUGUCACGCGUUUGGCCACAACUUUGACGGCGGCACCGAUUUUCCCAUUGGCUGUCACUGCCUCUGUCUUUGAGAUCUUUGCCCUUUCCACUCUGGUCGCUGCCGUCGGCCUCUUCCUGCGUAGGGCUUCCCGGAAUCUCAUCCUGGCUGCUUGGAUUCCUAGUCUGUUUUUCUGUUUCGUCGGCGCUCUCCUUGCCUUGAUCAGUUUUGCCAUUACGAUCUAUUAUGCGGAAGAGAAAGUCGAAAUUCCAGUGGAGGAGAGCGCGCGCAAUCUGGCAGUGGUCGGUUUGGCCAUUGCUGUUUUGGGCCUGAUACCACAGACCUCACUCUUCGUGGUGAUAUGGCCUCCCAAGAAUCGGCUCAGCGCCUACCCGGUCGAGGCAGAGUCAGAACGUCCAUCUUUCGCAGACUCAGAGAAGCUUCGCUCCAUCGGUAUUCACCUUACUGCUCUUUCUCCAGUUCGAGCAAAGUCGUCAAAGUCUGCUGGCGAGCGAGCCUUGUGUUCACACUGUAACACCAUUGAUGGAGCGUGCUCAAAAUGUCCUGCGAGGUUCGGCCUACAGCCGAUGUCUUCCAGAACCAGGUUACUCAUGGGCGCCUCGUUAGUCUCGAGUGACUCGCGGAGCAUGCACUCCCGAUCAGACUCUGUGGCCAUUUGCGAUCCUUCAAGAAACAACAGCGACUUUCGAGAUUGGGACACGUCCGCGGUCGAGGCUCUCGAUAUACCGUUCAGCCCAAAGACAUUCCUCGAACCCAUUCCCGGUUCCCGCCCAGCAUCACCAGCCAAUCCACUGGACGGUCCCUUUGCGAGCGAGGUAGCGGAGCCAGACGAGAUUCCCCUACCCGAUAGCCCACCACAUCCCUCCGCCCUGAAAUCCGGAGGAUCUAUUCGAAACUUUCGACGUCCGAGUGAGAACGAGGAGGCAUUUUACCACCCUCUGUUUCGCGCCGAAAGCCCUGCACCUCCUUCCAUUUCCGCAGGCACGGUGAUUACAGCGUCACCAUUCGCAGGGGAAGUCGUUAGUCCGGAACUGGUCGCUCCACGAAUACUCCAUUCUGCAUGUUCAAGUCGACCAGCAAGUCCCGCAUUGCUGUCUCCUGGCCUUGCGUCUCCCAUGCGAAGUCAUGCUGGGAGCAUCAGGAGCUUCCGAACGGCACCCAACUCUCCCACCUACCCUCUAACCCCUUUUGAGCCCGUUCAUCUUGGAUAG
Messenger RNA from Ramularia collo-cygni, 1302 nucleotides. RefSeq lists its product as uncharacterized. The transcript has a single exon. Lineage: Eukaryota; Fungi; Ascomycota; Dothideomycetes; Mycosphaerellales; Mycosphaerellaceae. The record is from RefSeq and is a predicted model, not a curated record. The coding region runs from base 1 to 1302 and encodes 433 amino acids.